UGGAUAAGCCGAAGAGCGCAGUCACAGAAAUUGUCUUCGCCGCACGCUUGUGAGUCCGAUCGAAACACAUCGUCAGUGCAGCGCGGAACGACAGUGAAUCAGUUUGCUGCCAGACGUCGAGCGAGUUGGACGUGUUCCGGAGUACCGGAAAGAGUUGCAUUUAUCGUACGUUUAGAGCACUUUCCGCAUUGUACUUGUUGAUAUACUUCCGACGAAUUGAAAAACUUUUUGGACAAUUUUCGCAAAGCAAAAAGAAAAAUCCUAGAUUCAGUGAAAAGCCUCCAAGAGUGACUGAAAAACAGUUUAUUGAGAGAUUUUCUUUGUAAAUUUUUGCCCGAAUUUUCGUGCCAUAAAUUGUGAAAGCUGAUUUGGUGUGGACUCCGAAUUGAGAAGCAAAUCAGAAUUUCCCAGAUACUUCUAAAGUCACUUUGUGAUUUCGCUAAGUAAUGGCUAAAGUGAUUAUCUGCAAUCCAGACUAGAAGUGAAAUGACAAAGUGUGAGAGACACUGGCAGCUGAAAGACUCGAUAAUGGCAAUUUGACCAUUGUGAUAACUAUAGUAAAUUUUUGUUGACACCCACAAAAUUGACACAGAAUCACGCAGAGUUUGCAAAACACUUCUAAAUUAGUGUGACCUCAGUACAGCUGAACAUACUGACACUCAGUGACAUGGCACGACCGUUCUAUGUUCCCGAAGACGACCAGGAGCAGCAGGGCUCAUCCCAGCCGCCCAGUGGUUCGUCCUCGGCCACCCAGUCCCCACUGCAGAGCCCCCUUAUGGUCAACAAUGAGCACCUGGUGCAGGCGUUCUGCGAGGCCUUGUAUCGCAUUGGAGGAGGAACUCCGGCAUUUCCGCUGCCACCGCCGAGCCCCUCCUGCAGUCCACAUGCAAUGGCCCAGAGCUCCUCCGGCCACUACGGUGAGAUUUUCUUCCCGAGAUCAAUAUCGACACCGAGAACGCCCAGAACUUACACCCAUCAGCCCCUCGAGGAAGUGCACCGUGUCCCAUCGCACCCCAUCGAUCAGCACCGAUUGCCAAUUAGACGAAUUCGAUUAACGUCCACUGGCGAAGAUGAGGAUGACUGCCCGAGCGACCAUGACAGUAGCCUGAAUGAGUUCCAAGACCAUUUUCACCACUUGGAGGCUCGCGAGCGACUCACAGAGUUUCCUGGUCGCGUUCCAGAGCGCAAGAGAGGCAAGGCAUUGCCAUCAUCUCCCGCAGCAGGGCCAGAGACGCCAAAAGACAAGCCAAAGGAGCAGUGCUUCAAUUGGUCCUUGGUAACUGCCCUCUUUAUCGUGGUCGGAUGCGGAAUAUUCGCCUCGCGGUGAAUAUUCGGCGUAUGAAUUCCGUGCACAAAAACCGAUCAAAGCACACAAAAAGACAACAACACGACAAAAUUCAACGGAUACCGAUUUUGAGUUUAUUCAUUCGCUGAUAUUAUUUUCAACACUGCCAUUAACCAGAAGGACCGUUUGGAGAGAGGUAAAGAUUGGAAAAUUUGGCGAAUAAAAUUUUCACGACGACUAAAUGGCAUACAUUAUGCAUACUUGACUACAUCCAUUCAUUAAAAAAAAAUAUUGUAAUAAUUUUUUUUUAUAAAUAUUUCGUAAAAAUGGAAGGAAAAUAUAUUUUGUAAGCAAAAUAUUUCAUUGCAAGGAGGAAGAAAAUUAUGAGGUAAACAAUAUUUGAGUAUUAGUGGAUAAAUUUGCCUGAGGUUCGAUUGACGAAUCCUCAACGAUACUAUUUUAUACUCUAUCGUGUAAUUAAAUAUAUAAGAAAAUCAAUGUUGUUUUAUAAAUAAAUGACGAUAAAGGUGAAAAUGUGUGGAGAUAACAACUUUUUCAUAUGGUAGUGAGUAGGACAAAAAUGUGAAUGUAGCUUUUAAGUGAUUAAUUGUAACCCAAAGCGAUUGUGAUUUAAAAGAAGCGUUGUUGAAACGACGUGAAAAUUUUGCAUAAAAAACAUACAGUACAGUUCAAUUCAUCCAAAUAGAAAGAAAACACACACGAAAAUUUACAUUUUGACAUAUUUCAGGAUGAUUUUUUACUGAGGCGUCCGUUUAUGUUUUAUCCCCCUUGUUUUAUUUAUUUCCAAAAGACAAACCAUAUAAUUACUACAGAGACAGUAAAUAAUUAAAUUAGGCUAAAUUGCUGCUAAUUCUUGAAAGACAAAACAUAUUUUCUGGAUACCGCGAACAAAUCGUGUUUGUAUUUUUUUUCAUAAUCAUAUUUCUUGUAAAAGCCAUGCAUCAAUUUAAGAGCAUCAUUCUCAUUAAUUUCACCAAUUUCUGUCUUCAUUUUUUUGUUUCUACGUAGCAACAGAAAAAAGCUCAUUAAAGCGCAUUGUGAUUGAAAAAAAAGGCGAAAAAGAAAAAUCCGAGUGAGGAAAAAAACGAUAAUUGAGAACAAAACGACUGAUUUACUUGAAAUGAUACUGUCACGUUGUGGAUCUCUCAAAUUUACAUUGUAGUUCUAACCAUUUUUGGAGACUUGUCUUAUUGCAGGAAAUUAAAUCCACAAUGUCCAUUGAAACAUUUUCAAAUAGCGUUCGACGCGUGAUAGAAUUUGUACACAGUUCAACUGCAUUUUUUCUGUCAAGGCAAAAGGUAUAAUCGAGUAAAUAUUGUGAAAAAUCGAUACAGUUUUGUAGAGGAAGAAAACAUAAAUCAGAGACGAUACAAAUGGCCAAAAAUAGAUACUUGAGAGCCCCAAAGAAUACAAUACAUAUUACGAUUGUGUUAUUGAUGGAAAAGGAUUUAAAAAGAAGCAAAAAUUGAACAACUUUGAUCUCAUAUAAACAUACUUUUUUAUAUAUUGCAUUCUAGUGAAGUGGAUUGUAUAGCAAUUUAAAUGGAAAGGAGAACAAUUCUUAAACAAUCUUAUUGCAAAUAUAAAUGACAAAAGGAUAAAUUGAGGAAUAUAAGUAAAUUUAUAGUAGGCUUAGAAGAGUGGUAUUGAAGUAAUAAAUAAAAUAAGCUGCAUUGUGAUCACAAAACGGAUGAUUAGAGGCACUGGCGAGCAUAUGUAUUUUUGAAGAGACGAGACAAAUUAUGCUCCUCAGUGCAGACCGAGGAGAAGGAUUGGAAUAUGUGCUAAAAAAAAAAGAUCAAUUAUUUUGGAGUCAAUCAUAUAAAUUAUUCCAUCACAUCUCUUGGUCAAGCAAUACAAAUUUCAACGAAGCAUUCAAUUAUUUCUCGUGUGCAACAAAACUUGCAGAAACUCAGCAAAGUUUUUGUCAGUUUUACACUAUGGCACUAAAAAUCAAUCAAUAGUAAAACUCUAACAACGGAGAUUUCAGAGGUACACUGUAAAGUGAAAAGCAAUUCAAUAUGUAAUUAACUGAAGAGAAUAUUUCCUUUUUGGGCUGUCAAUUGCAUGAGAAAGAAGAAAAAUCAUCGAUAUCGCAAUGUAUAUUCUUUGUAAAAUUAAGUAAUACUUACUGCAUCAUUCUCUUAUCAAUUUUAGAAUAAAUGUACAUUUUUUCGGCUUAUGAACUAUAAUCAAUUCGAAUUACCCUGACUGGUACUAGUGAACUGCUGACGGAUCUCUUGCAAUCUGACCAUUUUGACUCACGGUUGAUAGAAGUGAAACGUUCAAAUUCUAAAGUGUCAGCAAUGAUUAUAGUUUGUACAGUUCUUCAGAGUUUUCGAAUGAUCUCUUUUUGUAUUUACGGUCCAACAUGAUGUCACCUGGAAGACAAUUUCUUCCGAUUGAAUAAAAAUUACGCUAUAAAAACAAUGCUAUAACCCUUCCACGUGUCAUCAUAGGAGAUUGGCUAGCAAUUGGACCGCUCUUUCUUGUAAAUAAUACACGUAGACAGUUAGUUAAUGUUUUGAUCCAUAUAAUGAAAUUAAAUUUCGCAGUUUUAUUUUGUACUAAUUGUGUAUUAAUAAGGGACAUUUUUGCAUUUUUUUUUUUUUGGAAUAUUCAUAGAUAAUUUCUCCCAGCAUUAUGCAUAAUAUAAAUGUACUCUAAUACAGCAUUUAAUAUAUUAUUUUUCAUAUGAACUAAUAACCCAAAUUUUUUACUUUUACCAUUAUUUCAAUUUCCUGGGCCAUCUUAAGUUAUGUUUUAGUAUCGCGUUAAAAAACUCAUCCAGCCACUUGGUUAACCACAAUAGAACCCAUUCCGUUAUAGGAAGUGCUUUUUGAAAAAUUUAGAAUUUUGAUGCUUUGAUUAACAAAGACCCAAGAAACGAAACGGUUUCAUUGUAUGCAACAAAUCGUUGUUAUACUUACGGAUAAUGAAGAGAAAAACUUUUAUUUUGCAUUUUGAUCUGUUGAUUUUCAUAAAUCGUACAAAGAUGUUGAUUUGGUCGUGUCUCACGAUGCGACGUAAAGUCAACAAUUGCACAUCAAAGGGCUGAUGAGAAAGUACAAGAUAACAAUAUUUAAGGAAAAUGUGACAAAAGAUGAAUAUUUAAUAGUGGAAAGUGUAAUGUUAAAUAGUCCCAAGAGACGAGAAUAUUUGCCAGAAAUUACAACCAUGUAAUUCCGGAAUUUUCCAUCUCUGCAUAAAGUAAAUUAUCUCUACACUACAUAGUAAUAUAUUUAUUUCUAAAAUGGAAAAACAUAUUAUUCUGUGGAUGUCUUUGUCUAUUGCUAUUCAAAUUGUUGGAAAUUUACAGCAAAAUAUACAAAAUGACCAGUUUUUAGCAAAACAAAUUUUGCAAAUUUGACAAAUUUUCGCUCUUGUGAUUCCAAACAAAAAGGAUUUUUAUAGAAUUUAGAUGACAAAUUUUGGUAAAUUUCCAACAAAAUCCCGCUUCAACUUCUUGACAAAUACUUCAACUAUAGGAACAAAAAGUCAAACCCUUCUUUGAAUAUUGGGGGUAAUUUUUCUACAUUAACUAGAAAAGAAAGUACAUUUGCAUAAGAAUACUUUAUAAACACUUAAAUAAUUGUCCAGGAAUAAAUUGAAUCGAAGUAAAGAUGUAAUGAGGUGAAGAUCAGAAAACACAUUAAACAUAAUUGUCGUUAAUUAAGGAAAAUGUCAUUUCUACUUAGGAUAACGUAUCUCAGCAUAAAACUAUAAAAGAGUAAAGAAAAUUGCAAAAAAAAAUUUGAAAAAAGGAGGAAUAUAAAUAGCCAAGUAGAUAUGCGAAAAUAAGCCAUAAGUUUAAUUAGGUUAAACCUAGUCUUAAUUGCCCUUCAGAGCGGGUCUGUGAUUCAUUGAUCUCAUUUUCUUACCAAUUUUUAAUUUGUUUAUUUUGUAUGUAAUAAAUCAAUAUCACGAUAAACGCAGAAAUCAUUUCUGUUAAAUUGAAGGAAAAGAACCUAUUUGCCGUGCAUUUGAAUUUUCUUUUUGCUCUUUCGGUGAGAAAAGGACGUUUUAGCGAAUCAAAAUUGCGUGGACCAAUUUCAAUCGGCAAGAUUCACUCGUCAUCACAUUCAUUUCAUUGUGCAAAUUUCAUUGAACAUUUUGUCAAGUGACAUCAUCCAUAAAACAUAACAAUAAAUUGACAUUUUGUUGUAUUUUUCCAGCAGAUCACAUUUUCUUACAGAGCCCAAAAUAUUGUUUGGCACAACAAUUGUACAUAUAUUGCCACUUGAAACCACCAAUAGAAUUAGAUUGCAUUUUUUAUCAAAAGAAAUUUUGAGAAAUCAACAAAGUCGUUCCUAUAAUAAUAUUGCGAGAACAUGUAAAAUUAAUUAUGUACACUUUGAAGAUCAACAAUACUUUUGCAAAGUGUAAGAUAAUGUGACAUCUUUUUCACAACACUUCAUUUGAAUGCAAAAUGAAACGUAAUCGAAAAGACACGAAAAACUACAAAAUGUUGAUAAACUCAAUUAAUAUUUAUAAAUAUAAUUCAAAAUAUAUCUAUAAAUGUUAAGCAUUUAUCAAUUAAUAUAUUCUUAAUUAAUGAUUUUAUUUGUUUAGUUUAAAUACUCUUCUAUGUUUCUGUUACACUAAAAAUGAGAAACGCCAACAUUGCGAGAAAAUUCUCAUAAAAAAAUACUUUGGACAAGUGUAGAAAAAAUUAACAAUGAAUUGAUUAAAAAGAGAGUAAGAUAAAAAUGACACAAUUUAUACGACCCAAUUCGACAUUCAAUUAUAUAAUUACACUUUUAUAACGAAGAAAAAAAAAUUGAGAAUAGUUUAUAUUUGAAAAAUCGACAAAGUGUAAAUAUACUUUUUAUAUUGAUGAAAAAAAGAAAUCAUAAUGCGACAUAUAUAAAACAAAAUAUACAUUUAAGAAAUAUUUUGCAUUUAAAAACACGAAAAGUAAAAUACAAAUCAUAAAUUGAUUCAGAAAAUUGCUUAUAUAUUACUAUAAUGGCUCUUUUUUUUUAAAGAAAUGAAAUAAAUGUUAAAUC
Messenger RNA from Phlebotomus argentipes, 6315 nucleotides. It is a transcript of the gene hid, whose product is annotated as cell death protein hid. The record is from RefSeq and is a predicted model, not a curated record. Lineage: Eukaryota; Metazoa; Arthropoda; Insecta; Diptera; Psychodidae. The transcript is spliced from 4 exons. Bases 668 to 1327 code for a protein of 219 amino acids.